Molecule: messenger RNA, 1348 nt
Organism: Arabidopsis thaliana (thale cress)
Lineage: Eukaryota; Viridiplantae; Streptophyta; Magnoliopsida; Brassicales; Brassicaceae
Gene: NLM1
Product: NOD26-like major intrinsic protein 1
Exons: 4
Coding region: 100-762 (220 amino acids)
Biological process (GO): transmembrane transport; water transport
Cellular component (GO): membrane
Molecular function (GO): transmembrane transporter activity; channel activity
Source: RefSeq, marked reviewed
AUAAUCGCUACCAAACUUCUCAUUCUCACAAGUCAUAAACAGUCGUUUAUAGUUCAAUCCUUUUCCUCUUCUUUGUUUCUAAAAAGAGAAAAGUCACUUAUGGCGGAUAUCUCGGGAAACGGCUAUGGCAACGCCAGAGAAGAAGUAGUAAUGGUGAAUCUCAAGGAUGAAGUCGAACAUCAACAAGAAAUGGAAGACAUUCAUAACCCAAGACCCUUGAAGAAACAAGACUCUCUACUCUCAGUCUCUGUCCCUUUCUUACAAAAGUUGAUCGCGGAGUUUCUUGGAACCUACUUUUUGGUAUUCACCGGUUGUGCAUCGGUGGUUGUAAACAUGCAAAACGACAAUGUCGUGACUCUUCCAGGGAUCGCUAUCGUUUGGGGACUCACCAUUAUGGUCCUCAUUUACUCUCUUGGUCACAUCUCUGGUGCUCAUAUCAAUCCGGCCGUUACCAUUGCCUUCGCCUCUUGUGGCCGUUUCCCUCUCAAACAGGUUCCAGCUUAUGUCAUAUCACAAGUGAUAGGAUCAACGCUCGCGGCUGCGACAUUACGGUUGUUGUUCGGACUUGAUCACGACGUUUGUAGCGGAAAACACGAUGUGUUUAUCGGAUCAUCACCAGUGGGAUCAGAUCUUCAGGCGUUUACGAUGGAGUUUAUCGUCACUUUCUAUCUAAUGUUCAUCAUUUCUGGCGUUGCUACCGAUAAUAGAGCGGUUAGUAUUUUCAUAUCUUCUUAUGUUGUCAAAUUCGAUGGCUUAUAUUAGUGUUAUUAAUUACUGCUCCCUCUCAGAAGUUACAUUUGUUUUCUGUGGUCUUUAAAUUUACGAGAAACUUAACAUUGGGACCAAAUGCUGCAAUAUUCAGAUCGGAGAACUUGCUGGAUUAGCAAUAGGAUCAACGGUGCUACUUAACGUGCUAAUUGCCGCACCGGUAUCGAGUGCGUCGAUGAAUCCAGGAAGAAGUUUAGGACCUGCACUGGUCUAUGGUUGCUACAAAGGAAUUUGGAUAUACUUAGUUGCGCCAACUCUUGGUGCGAUUGCGGGUGCAUGGGUUUAUAACACAGUUAGAUAUACCGAUAAACCAUUGCGAGAAAUCACUAAAAGUGGUUCAUUUCUAAAGACCGUGAGAAUCGGUAGCACUUGAUAAGAGAAAAGAAAACAUGGGUGGAGUUGAUGGAGUAUUUUCAAAUGAAUGUAACAACUUUCACCACACCUUACGUAUAUGGCCUUUGUAUUAAUUGCUACGUUUAUCUCUUUUAUUGUUAACGCCAAGAUUCUCUAUCUUGUUAUUAAUGUGUAACUGUAUCGUAUAUUUUUUAAAUAAUAAAAUUCAAUUCUAGAAAGAUCAAAC